Hordeum vulgare subsp. vulgare (domesticated barley) is the source of this 2794-nucleotide messenger RNA. Its product is annotated as protein MAIN-LIKE 1-like. Gene Ontology annotation, biological process: meristem development; meristem maintenance. The transcript has 7 exons. Lineage: Eukaryota; Viridiplantae; Streptophyta; Magnoliopsida; Poales; Poaceae. The record is from RefSeq and is a predicted model, not a curated record. The coding region runs from base 861 to 2612 and encodes 583 amino acids.
CUCUGCGGUGGUAGAAUGUUGCACUGGGAGUUGGGAGUAGGCCGUCGCUACUCUUGUAGUACUAGUAGUAGUAGUAGUAGUAAAAUAAAAUACUACAGUAUCAUGUGCGGUGGUCUCUCAGAACUUCAUGUUGGGAACACGUCCAAUCAUGAUUUUUUGACAUGGAAUGUUGCAGUCAUGGUGAGAAUGUAUGUAGGGCGUGCCCCGGAUGGAUGGUUGCUUCUGGUUAGAUCUACCUACUAAGCAACAAGAAACAAUCUGGUGAGAUGGUGUGUUGUUGAUUUGCACCGUUAAGAGAAAGUGAGGCAAGGCAGCAGGGAGUAGCACCAUUCAGGAAUUGCCAUAAAGUUGGACUGCUCUUCUAUCAAAAAUAAAAUAAAAUGGAUUGCUCUACAGAAAAAGAGGGAGCAAUGCAUGUUGUCCUGGGUGCUACGUUUCGGCUUCACGGGCGUCCAUUGGACCCGCAUGUCAGUGCGAGGCUUUCCUUUCCUUUCCCAAAGGAGUCAAAGUCAGGUCUGUCAGUCAUAAUAAUAUGACCGCCAAGAGCAGAGCAGAGCAGAGAGCAGUCCGUUCGUCGCCCAAAACCCGCUGCCCUUGCCCAUCCCAAUUCCACUCCACACUUCCUUCGUCUUCCUGGGAUUCACCCUGAUUUCUCCUUCACCAGCCUCCAUUCACUGCCCCAAUUUCCCUCGCGCCAUUGGGGUUUUUGGGGGCUUGCGUGUUGCCAUGGUGGUGUGGUUUGAAGCCAGAGAACACAAUUGUCCAGCAUCUUCACUUUACAAGGGGAAAUGUUCUCUCCCUUGAAAAAAACCCUUCACAAUGCGAAAUCAGUAAUGGCCAGAUGCGUUUCUCUGAACUAAAUGGAAUCCUCGGAGGCGGUACCAACAGGCAAAAGUCGCAAUCAGGAAGCUCGUGAACUAUUAGUGUGCCAGACGACGGAGGAUCUCAAGACAUGGAAUCUGAACGAACAGCAGCAACAGUUAGUCGACGUCAGUGGGCUCGGCAAUCUGAAAUACAUGGGUGAUCUGGCCAUCAACCGUACUGUGCUCAGGGUAUUCUGCAAGCUUUGGAGCAAAGAAACGAACACAGCAAGGUUCCAUGACUUUGAAAUGGCACCAUCACUCAGGGACACUGCCUACUUACUGGGUAUUUCGAUCUUAGGCCGUGCAGUGACCACCGGGGCUGUGCUCAACAUGUCAUCAGAACAGUUGUUCCUCCAAUACCUGGGCCGAGUUCCUGGUAGCAAGGACUACAGGCGUAGCCAUGUGAAGCUCUCUUGGUUAUACUCCAAAUUUAGUCAACUGUCGGAGCAUCCCACUGAUGAAGAAAUUGCAUGCAAAACAAGAGCAUAUCUCUUGUACUUGAUUGGAGCAACUCUGUUUUCACACAAAGAUAAGGGCUAUGUCUCUCCAAAGUACUUACCGCUCUUGUCAGACUUUGAGAAGGUACGGGAGUAUGCGUGGGGUGCUGCUGCUCUUGCUCAUCUUUACAAGGCCCUCUCUACGGUAGUGUCUUCUCACUCUUCUGCCAGAAUAAGACUAUUUGGCAGCGCCACUCUGCUCAUGGGGUGGAUAUAUGAAUAUAUUCCAGCGCUGCGCCCCGAUAUGGAGGAUGGUCCAGCACUUGUCGUCCCACGAGUGUGUGGGUGGACCGGGCGCGUAAUCUCCCAACCAGCAAAGGAAGCUUCAGAUAUGAAAAAAGCUUUCAGUCAGCUUCGAGUUUCAGAUGUGAACUGGGAACCUUACAAGGGCGUGGAUCCUGCAUCUAUUCCCAACAUCUGUUUGGCACCCGUCUGCUUCUCCAGAACAUGGCUGAUAAACUUUAACGUGAGGGAAGUAUAUCUCCCAGAUCGGUUUGCUCGUCAGUUUGGUCAAGAACAGCAUCCGCUCGGCGAUGUCCGUGGGUUCCAGCGGCACCAGUGGAAUGCAUCAGUGGAUUGGAGCCUCGAGUAUGCAUCAGAGAUCAAACAUUUUGAGCAGUUGAUCAAUGCUACUCGUCCUGAUCGUACGACAGUUCCUGCCACUGGUAACACCACUGAAGAUGUUUUUACACCAGCGAGGACGGCACGAGAACUUUCUGGUCUCAAUUUGCUUACAGUGGUGGAGAGCAUCAAGAAGGAGCUCCCAAUCAUCACACGAUUUCUCGAGCAACGGUCACUUCCGGUGGAGGUGGCCACGUCUAUUGCUCGGAUCCAUGAAUUGCUAAAGGAUUCUCUCUUGAAGGAAGGAAAUGCCGCUGUUGGUCCUCGGGGCGAGGGGACCUAUGAGUUGACUGCAUCACAACCAUCUGCCAUACCAAUGUGCGAAGAAGCGAUCAUCGGCACACCACAUGGGCCUGUGCCUGAUGAAGCGGUGCAGAACGGCAGCGAUCAUCUUGUGCAGGAAUACUGUGACAAGCCGAUGGGGGAGGAGGAGGACGGCAAGGCAGGGGACGUUCCUGGCACACCGGGGGAAGAGGAGGCAUCGGAAGGGAGUAAGGACAGUGAGGAGGACGGAGGCCAUAAGGGGCGGAAGCGACCGCUUCGGAGGAGCAAUCGAAGCUGCGUGCAGGCCAAGAGGUUCAAUAACCGGGGAGGGAAAGGGUCCUUUGCCUCUGACCCCAUCGUGCUGUGACUGUGACCGCCGCAUCAUUCAUUCCGCGCCUUAGCCUUGCAUCUACUCCUUCCAUAAGAGCAUUUAGAUCAAACGCUUUUAUAUUAGUUGGACGCGGCUAUCGAACGCAGUGGCGCCCGCGUGAAUUAGUUGACGCCAGUCAACGACAUGCAUUUAUUAAUGUUUUAAAAAUUUAUAACUUU